Zophobas morio is the source of this 1632-nucleotide messenger RNA. RefSeq names its product solute carrier family 2, facilitated glucose transporter member 1-like. Gene Ontology annotation, biological process: monosaccharide transmembrane transport. The transcript has 6 exons. NCBI's taxonomy places the organism in Eukaryota, Metazoa, Arthropoda, Insecta, Coleoptera, Tenebrionidae. The record is from RefSeq and is a predicted model, not a curated record. Gene Ontology annotation, molecular function: hexose transmembrane transporter activity. Gene Ontology annotation, cellular component: membrane. The coding region runs from base 1 to 1425 and encodes 474 amino acids.
AUGCCUGCGGAAGACGACAAGAGUCAAAAAUUUAACGUAAAGCUUAUCUUUGCGAUAAUAGCAGCUGCUUUGGGUUCCGGUUUCCAACAUGGUUAUCACACUGGAGUGAUAAACGUACCGCAGGAAGUUUUAAAAGAGUGGUUGAACGAAACCUACCAGAGCUCGUACGGGUCGUACAUGGACACCAGCACUUUGAAUCUCCUCUGGGGUCUCACCACGUCUAUAAUGAACGUGGGGGGUACCAUCGGGGGUCUUAUAGUUGGCGUCACCGCCAACAAACUCGGGCCCAAAGGCGGGCUCUUUUUCAACAACUUCCUGGUUCUCGUCGCUACGAUUUUCAUGGGGAUUGCUAAACCCAUCACCUCUCUGGAGGUGAUGAUAGUGGGUCGGUUUUUCAUCGGGAUCAACUGCGGCUUGAACGCCGGUCUUUGCCCGAUGUACUUGUCCGAAGUGUCACCCGUGAGUCUACGAGGUGCCGUCUCCAGCGUCUACCAGCUCGUCAUCACGAUAUCGAUCUUGAUAGCCCAGAUUGUCGGGUUGCAUUAUGUCCUCGGGAAUCACACAUACUGGCCAUACAUAUUCAUCCUCCCGAUAUUUUUCGCAAUAUUCCAGGUCAUUACGUUGCUGUUCUGCACGGAGUCGCCGCGGUACCUCAUCGGGGUCAAAGGCAAUGAGCAAAAAGCCGAGCAGUCGUUGAAGUUUCUCCGAAUGAGCGACGACGUGUCCGCCGACAUGACUCUAAUGAAGUCUGAAGACGCCGCUGUUAAAGCUUUGCCGAAAAUCACGCUGUCAGACAUGUACAAGACCCGACAGCUGAGGAUUCCGUUGAUCAUAGCUGUGGUCAUCAUGCUGGCGCAGCAAUUCAGUGGCAUCAACGCCGUGAUUUUCUACUCCACGGAUACUUUCGAAAAAGCUGGCUUGAAAGGGGACAACCCGAAGUACGCCACGAUCGGGAUCGGCGUUGUCAACGUGCUGAUGACCAUCGUGUCGCUGUACCUUGUGGAAGUGGCCGGACGAAAAACCCUUCUUUUGAUCGGGUUUGGAGGAAUGGCUAUCGAUACCUUGCUCUUGUCCCUAACUCUAUACUUUGCGGACCAAAACGACUUCCUUCCUUGGGUUUGUAUCAUCCUGACUUUUAUUUACAUCAUCCUGUUUGCGGCUGGUGCGGGCUCGAUUCCUUGGUUUCUGGUAACCGAGAUUUUUAACCAAGCUGCUAGACCGACUGCUGUGUCUUUGGCUGUACCGACUAACUGGAUCGCCAAUUUUAUCGUCACGCUGACGUUUCCUUCGAUUGAGGCUUUAAUCGGGCCGUUCGUGUUCCUGAUUUUCGUCGCCUUGGACGUGGUGUUUUUCCUGUUUAUCUUGAAGUUCGUACCAGAAACCAAGAACAGGACCAUCGAUGAUAUCAUCAGCGAGUGGAAAUGAGCGGAUUGAUUCGUUUUAGGGUUAUUUUGGAAAAGUGUAUCCGUUUUGCAAAAAAGAUAGACUGGUUGUUGUCCUUGUGGUAACCUCACGACUUUCAAGGAGAACAGAGGUCAAACAGGGGGGAUUGAGCAAAACGUCGAAAAACUUAAAAUUUAUUCACCUGAAUUAAAUGUAUAAACAGAUAAUAAAAUACAGCUAAUCACUAAA